Cynara cardunculus var. scolymus (artichoke) is the source of this 1031-nucleotide messenger RNA. RefSeq lists its product as uncharacterized. Lineage: Eukaryota; Viridiplantae; Streptophyta; Magnoliopsida; Asterales; Asteraceae. The record is from RefSeq and is a predicted model, not a curated record. The transcript has 2 exons. Bases 93 to 878 code for a protein of 261 amino acids.
AUUUAAUGGCUUUCCUCACUAAUUAUUGAAUCACCAUCGUUUUAUAUAUACAUAUUUCUUCUUUUACCUCCCUCUACAUCUACCAACUGUUGAUGGACCCAGAAGCUGUGAUCAGCCUCUUUGAUUCCUGCUGGUUCGAUUAUGAAAUCUUGAAGAACAAUCAAUCUUCGUUGUACAGUUCUUACGYAAAACUAAACCAAUCUUCUUCAUCUGCUGAGCCAAAAUUUUCAAGUUUGAGAUCAAUCCUUGUGAGAUCUCAGAGUGAAGACAUACGAGGAACCAGCUUCAACAACUAUGGUUCUUUCUCUCCCAACUCAGUCCUCUUCACGCCACACCUCAAAUCCAUUCCUUCUGGUAACUUAGAUCUCAGAUCACAGAAACAAGAACAAGAACAAGAUCAAGAGCCAGAAGCAGAAGCAGAAGCAGAAGCAGAAGCAGAAGCAGAAGCAGAAACAUCAAACACAGAUCCAAAGGAACACAGUAUUUUGCUGGAAAAGAAGAGGAGUAAGAAGAGAGGAGGUAGGACGACAAGCAAGAGCUUGUCAGACCUUGAGUUUGAGGAGCUAAAAGGGUUCAUGGAUUUGGGYUUUGUUUUCUCCGAAGAAGAUAAAGAUUCAAGGUUGGUUGAGAUCAUUCCUGGUCUUCAAAGAUUAGGGGAGGAAAGAGAAGGAGGUGAUGACAGCAAUUCGUUUUCAUCUACAGGAGCAAAGAGGCCUUAUCUCUCAGAAGCAUGGAAGGAUUUGGAUAGAAAGAUGAAGAAAAGAGAGCAAAAACCAGCAUUGAUGAUGAAUUGGGAGGUUCCUGUUGUUAGUGAUGAGAUCGACAUGAAAGAUAACCUCAAGUUAUGGGCUCAUACUGUUGCUUCAUUUGUUAGAUAACUACUUGUUUUUCUUCACAGAUUUUGAUGAUGCAAUGAUUCUUGUUAUUUAGAUUGAGAAUUUGUAUUUGGGUUUAUAACUACUUCUUCUUGAGGAUGUAAAUACGUUUAAGAGAUGGAGAUUGAAUUGAAAGUGGAGGUCAAUUUGUUAGAA